AUGAAGAUUUUCAUGAUCCUUCUCCUCGCUCUCCUCACCAUCUCCACCGUCUCCGCCUUCACUGACACCGCUAGAACCGGCAUCGUGUGCAAGACUCAUCAAAACUGUGGAUUCUCGGCAAGAUGCAUCCAAGGACACUGUAUGCCUGUCCCUGGAACGUUGAUUGGACGCGAUGGGCCAUCCGGCGAAGAAUGUCAUUCUGGAUGUUAUGAGUGUGUCGAAGGGAAGUGCAUAUAUAGUCAAGUUUGA
This is a messenger RNA of Caenorhabditis remanei, 249 nucleotides long. RefSeq lists its product as uncharacterized. The record is from RefSeq and is a predicted model, not a curated record. The coding region runs from base 1 to 249 and encodes 82 amino acids. Lineage: Eukaryota; Metazoa; Nematoda; Chromadorea; Rhabditida; Rhabditidae. The transcript has 2 exons.